AGAUCUUUUUCGCUUGAAAUAGAAAUGAAACCUCUGGCCCUUCUUCUUCCUCCAACAAUCGCGUUAUCUCCUUCACACUUGCCCUCCGUACCGAAACCUCAACUCCAAAACCAUAAAUUUCGCAUCUCGUGCUCCUCCAUUCCACCAGAAACGAUAAAGAAGGAAAGUGAAAUUUCAAGAAUCGAAUACAAAUCUGGAGUGUUGGAUGACUUUUUGCUCAACUCAUUCCGUAACAAAUUGGUACAGGAGGUUGGAUGGGAUUCAGAGAAGCCUGGAUACGAUGGAUUGAUUGAAUUAGUUAAUGGUCUCAUGAUCAAAGGCAAAACAAAUUCUGAUACUAGCGAUGCCGCGGUUCGGAUUUUAGCGUCAUUGUUUCCUCCGCUUGUGUUAAAGCUGUAUAAAAUUCUUAUAUCGCCCAUAGCUGGAGGGAAAAUAGCUGCCAUAAUGGUUGCAAGGGUAACUGCACUCACUUGUCAAUGGCUCAUGGGUCCAUGCGCGGUGAAUUCUGUGGAUCUUCCUGAUGGAACCACAUGCCAAAGUGGGGUUUUUGUUGAAAGAUGCAAGUAUUUAGAGGAAAGUAAAUGUGUAGGUAUCUGUAUUAAUACCUGUAAACUUCCCACACAGACCUUUUUUAAGGAAUAUAUGGGAGUUCCUUUAUUGAUGGAGCCAAACUUCAGUGACUAUAGCUGUCAGUUUAAAUUUGGGAUUCUUCCACCACUUCCCCAACAUGAUACUGCCCUCAAGGAGCCUUGCUUGGAGAUAUGCCCAACUUCAAGCCGACGCAAGGGCUUAACCCAGAACCUGAANUCAUCAAAUUUUUACACAAAAAGUUGUAAAUUGAAUGUAAUUUUUCAGAUAAAGAAGGAAAGUGAAAUUUCAAGAAUCGAAUACAAAUCUGGAGUGUUGGAUGACUUUUUGCUCAACUCGUUCCGUAACAAAUUGGUACAGGAGGUUGGAUGGGAUUCAGAGAAGCCUGGAUACGAUGGAUUGAUUGAAUUAGUUAAUGGUCUCAUGAUCAAAGGCAAAACAAAUUCUGAUACUAGCGAUGCCGCGGUUCGGAUUUUAGCGUCAUUGUUUCCUCCGCUUGUGUUAAAGCUGUAUAAAAUUCUUAUAUCGCCCAUAGCUGGAGGGAAAAUAGCUGCCAUAAUGGUUGCAAGGGUAACUGCACUCACUUGUCAAUGGCUCAUGGGUCCAUGCGCGGUGAAUUCUGUGGAUCUUCUUGAUGGAACCACAUGCCAAAGUGGGGUUUUUGUUGAAAGAUGCAAGUAUUUAGAGGAAAGUAAAUGUGUAGGUGUCUGUAUUAAUACCUGUAAACUUCCCACACAGACCUUUUUUAAGGAAUAUAUGGGAGUUCCUUUAUUGAUGGAGCCAAACUUCAGUGACUAUAGCUGUCAGUUUAAAUUUGGGAUUCUUCCACCACUUCCCCAACAUGAUACUGCCCUCAAGGAGCCUUGCUUGGAGAUAUGCCCAACUUCAAGCCGACGCAAGGGCUUAACCCAGAACCUUAAUAUCGAGCAAUGUCCAAAGGCGUAACUUCUAGAGUGUUUUUAAUCAAAUAAAAACAAAGGUGGUUUCUCUGGACAUUUGUUACAUGAAUUCGCUGUCUAUACACAAGGAAACUUAAGUUGCGGUUUUUCUCU
Molecule: messenger RNA, 1640 nt
Organism: Pistacia vera
Lineage: Eukaryota; Viridiplantae; Streptophyta; Magnoliopsida; Sapindales; Anacardiaceae
Exons: 14
Coding region: 25-1533 (502 amino acids)
Molecular function (GO): iron ion binding
Source: RefSeq, a predicted model, not a curated record